CUGUGGGGCAGCUUCACUUUCCAUUGCAAAGUCAAGAUAACUGGAAUUUUAAAUAAUUGAAUGCAUGCGGACAGACUUCCUCUUCACCCCCAGCUGUGAUGAUCCCAAACUGCAGAGGAAAAUGCUCAACAGUGGGGGAGACAGGAAGCUGCAUGAGCUGUUACAGGGCCCAUGGAGGGGAAAGGGCACUUUGCAUGAUGGACUCUGUCCCUCACCACCCUGGAUUCCAUUCUGCCUGGAGUUCUGAGAGAUAACAGCAAGUUCACGUACAGGAUGUCUCCUGGAACAUGCUGUUUUGCUGAGACCUCAAAGGUGUCAGUUCGACGAGAUGGAUGACUUCUUUUUGGCUGUUUCUUUCCUAAGUCAGCUCCAGGAAACCACUCUCAGAGGCAGAGGGCCUAUGAGGCUGCCUGCUGAGGACCACAAGGCUGGAGAAGGAAAAGGGUGAAAAACUCGUGCUGGAGGAAACUGCGAUUGAAGAAAUUGAAAGAGACUUUCAGGAGGUCCUCAAUGAGCUUUCGGGAGACAAAAGUCUGGAAAAAUUCAGGGUUGAAUAUGAGAAACUUCACAAUAUCAUGAGAAAGUCUUACGACAAUGAGAAGCGCCUCAUGGCCAAAUGCAGAGAGCUGAAUGCAGAGAUUGUGGUGAACUCCGCCAAGGUGGCCACCGCCCUGAAGCUUUCUCAGGACGACCAGACCACCAUCGCGUCUCUCAAGAAGGAAAUUGAAAAGGCCUGGAAGAUGGUGGACUCGGCAUACGAUAAGGAGCAGAAGGCCAAGGAGACGAUUCUUGCCCUGAAAGAGGAGAUAGUGAACCUGACCAAACUAGUUGAGCAGGGGUCUGGACUGUCCCUGGACCAGGAUAGCAACAUCCGAGAUUUACUGAAGUUCAAGGAAGAGGUGACAAAGGAGCGCGAUCAGCUCCUGUCGGAAGUGGUGAAGCUGCGUGAAAACCUAGCCCAGACCACCGAACAGCAGCUGGAAACGGAGCGCGCCAAGGAAGAGGCAGAACACAGUAUCAACCAGUUCCAACAAGAAAUUCAGCACCGUCAGAAUGAAGCGUCCAGGGAGUCUCGGAAGAAGGAAAAGCUGGAGAAAGAGCUCAAGCAGAUCCAGAUGGACAUGGACAGCAGGCAGACAGAGAUCAAAGCCUUGCAGCAAUACGUGCAGAAGAGCAAGGAGGAGCUCCAGCGCCUGGAACAGCAGCUCAAAGAGCAGAAGAUACUGAACGAGAGAGCUGCGAAGGAGUUGGAGCAGUUUCAGAUACGGAAUUCGAAACUCCAGCAGGAGAACGAACAGCACUCUUUGACUUGCGAGCAGCUGUCCCAGGAAAACCAGCAGAAGGCCCUGGAGCUCAAAGCCAAAGAGGAGGAAGUCCAUCAGAUGCGCCUUGACAUCGGGAAGCUUAACAAAAUCAGAGAACAGAUCCAUAAGAAACUGCACCUGAUCGAAGACCAAAAGGCAGAAGUGGAACAGCACAAGGAAACCCUGAAGAAUCAGAUCAUGGGGCUAGAGAGAGAGGUGGAGUCUUCAAAGAAGCAGGCAGAACUGGAUAAGAAGGCCAUGGAUGAGCUUCUGAGAGAGAGGGACAUACUAAAUAAGAAUAUGCUUAAGGCCCUCAGUGCGACCCAGAAGCAGGUGGACCUGGUGAAGCUCCACGAGCAAGCCAAGAGGAACCUGGAGGACGAGAUCCAGAACUACAAGGACGAGGCCCAGAAGCAGAGGAAGAUCAUCUUUCAACUGGAAAAGGAGCGCGAUCGGUAUAUCAACGAGGCCAGUGACCUCACCCAGAAGGUCCUUGCAAACAUGGAAGACAUUAAAGUCCGUGAAAUACAGAUUUUUGACUACAGGAAGAAAAUUGCUGAAUCAGAGACUAAACUAAAGCAGCAACAAAACCUGUAUGAAGCCGUGAGGUCAGACAGGAACCUGUACAGCAAAAACUUGGUGGAGGCUCAGGAUGAAAUAACAGAGAUGAAGAGAAAGUUAAAGAUCAUGACGCAUCAAGUGGACCAGCUGAAGGAAGAGAUCUCCGCCAAGGAGUCGGCGCUAGUGAAGCUGCACCUGGAGCAACAGCGCAUCGAAAAGGAGAAGGAAACCCUGAAGGCUGAGCUGCAGAAGCUGAGACAGCAGGCCCUGGAGACCAAGCACUUCAUUGAGAAGCAGGAGGUGGAAGAGCGGAAACUCUUGCGCAUCAUCGCCGAGGCUGACGGGGAGAGGGUGCGGCAGAAGAAGGAGUUAGACCAGGUCAUCAGUGAGAGAGACAUCCUCGGGUCUCAGCUUGUUCGGCGCAACGAUGAGUUAGCCCUGUUGUACGAGAAGAUCAAGAUCCAGCAGUCUGUGCUGAACAAAGGCGAGACCCAGUAUAACCAGAGGGUGGAGGACAUGCGUAUCCUUAAGCUGGAGAUCAAGAAGCUGCGCAGGGAGAAGGGGAUCCUCGCCAGGAGCGUGGCGAACGUGGAGGAACUCAGGCAGGAGCUUUUCCACAUGCAAAGAGAAUUCUUGAAGGAAAGGACAAGAUGUCGAGCCCUGGAGGAGGAGCUGGAGAACCCCAUGAAUGUGCACAGAUGGAGGAAGCUUGAGGCCAGUGACCCCAGUACCUUUGAGCUGAUCCAGAAAAUUCACACCCUGCAGAAGCGACUCAUCAGCAAGACAGAAGAGGUGGUGGAGAAGGAGCUGCUCCUUCAGGAGAAAGAGAAGCUGUACGUGGAACUGAAGCACGUCCUGGCCCGGCAGCCUGGCCCCGAGGCUGCGGAGCAGCUGCAGAUCUACCGGCACACGCUGCGGGAGAGGACCAAGCAGCUGAAAGUUCUGUCAUCAGAGCUGAAUAUGUAUGAAUCCCAGAGCCAGGAGUACAAGUAUGAGAUCGAGAGACUUGGCAAUGAAUUGGUGACAUUGAAGAAGAAAUACCUGGCUCAGAAACGCAAAGAACUCAUUCAAAAAAACAAAGACAGAAUACCCAUGAACAACAUCUUCUCAGGGUCCAAGCAGUCUGGCCCUCGCUUUACUGGGGGUGGAUUUCCCCUCAACCACUCAUCCAAGGUGAAGUUGUAACUGGAAGUUGCUGGUUGGAUCAAACUCAACAGCUCAGGAAAUUUACUCUGGAGCCUUGUGGCAGAAUUGCCCUCUAAAUCCCUCAGAUCAUAGAUUUCUAGAAAAGCUGGCGGCCAGCUUUCCAGAAUGGGAUGAGGUGAACAACUAUCAAUGUUUCGUUUAUAAGAGCAAUGACGUCGUACCCGAAGCACAUGGACAUUAACAGACUGUAAUUGGAGCUCUUUAACUAGGCUGGCCCUUGGCAUAGAGCUGAUCUCUUGUUACAAUCCCACUGACUGACUUAAGAUGCACCAGGUUUAGAAAUUCGGGCUGGGUGAAGCUUUGGGUAUUAACUUCUCUAUCAUAGAUAUUUGAGCACUUGAAGAUUUUUGUAUGUAAAAAUAUUUUAUAUGGAAAAAUGCAGCGCAUGUCCUCCCGUCUUAUUAGUGAAAAUCUGUUUUAAUUAUUCCUCAUUAACAAGUCAUGGGAUGAAAGCAGGACACGCUAGUGGGAUUUCAACGGAGUAUGUUAAGAGUGGUUUCCAUUUCAGGCCUGGGGUAGGGAAAUCCAGUCUGAAGAGAAAUGCCAAUAAAUAACUUCAUCAUAAAAAAAAACUUUGUAGAGACAUUGAUCUUUGCUUUGGUAGAGCCUGUCAUUAAAGUUUAAAAUGACUGAGAGAAAUGUUUAACGUAAGGAUUUGAGUCAGAGGACCCAAGACUGAAAAUGGAAGGAUUCGCUGCUGUACUUCGGAGGCCUUGUGCUUGAAGGUGGAGUUGUUUAGCACCAGGAUCUGUUUGGCUCUCAGGCUGCCACAUAGCACUUUGAGCCACAGAAUCCUGAUGUGGGAUGCCCCUUUGUGUGCAGUAAAUAUGUUUUGUUACCAUUGGUUAAUAAAGAAGCUGAUUUUGGCAUAAUAGAGUCAAGCGGGAAAUCUAAGCAAAGAUAAAGGGAAAAAGAAGGCAGAGUUAGAGAGAUGCCAGCAGCCACUGGGGAAGCAAGAUGUGAUGCAAGAAACCAUGAGUCUUGUGGUAAAAUAUAAUAUAAUAGAAAGGGUUAAUUUAAGAUGUUAGAGCUAGCUAAUAAUAAGCCUGAGCUAAUAGGCCAAACAGUUUGCAAUUAAUAUUAGGCUUCAGAAUGGUUAUUUGGGAACUGGCGGGCGGGAGAAAAUCCUCUAGUUACAGAUUUCACUGUGUUUUCUUUUUUGUUGAAGACCCAAUUAUGUGAGCAUCAUUCACAGUUACUUUAUUCAAUGUUCACUCAGUAAUACCUUGGCCAUCUCUCUUACAAUAACUUCAUUUCUGUAUUUUUUUUUUAAAAUUACCAAAGAGCAAGUAUCUCAGGAAUGAACAAGAGCACCGUUGUGGGACAUUUGUGUACUCUGUGAAGAUGAGUUGCUGUGAUUGGUGUAAUAAAGAGGUGAAUAGCCAAUACCUAGGCAGGAGAGGACAGGCGGGACUUCCAGAAGAGAGAGAAAGGAAGUCAGAGGGAUUAAUCUAGGUGCAGGAGAUGCCAACAGGAUGUGGAACAAGUUAGACGUACAGGAGAGAGGAAAGGUAAUCCAGCCGUGUGAUGGAAUGCAGACUAGUAGAAACAGGUUAAUUAAGUUAUAAGAGCUAGUUAGAGAAAGCCUAAACUAAGGCUACACUUUCAUAAUUAAUAAUAAGUCUCUCUGUCAUUAUUUUUGGGCUGGCAGUCCUGACAAGAAAGCUUACUACAUAAUAUAAGUGAAACAUUUGAAUGUUCCAUCUGUGUUCAUGGCCAUGAUUCCCAAGGUCAGCAUCAUCAUCCAAGAUGCUUGAUCAGAUGGUACCAGAAGGUGGGACUGAAUUGAGUCCACUGAGGCUGGGGCUAUCGCUUAGGUGAGGCUCCCCAGAAGCUGACCAAUGACAGAGGAGUCCAUGAGAGUGUUUUACUACGUGGUGAUUCCACAAAAGCAGGAAAGAGGAUGCGGAAGUGAAAUAGCAGGCCAUGGAAGGCAUGCAAAGUCAAUCUCUGUUUGCAGCAGAACAUAGAAUACACUCUCGUCAGUGCUCAGAGUUUUACCAUGAGGGAUGAUAGGGCUUGGAUGACUAUAGCCUCACACUGUUAGCCACCAGCCAAGGGCUGUUCUGCAGGGACUCUUCUGGUUCUCCCUGCCUGUAGGCAAUGCAGGCCCUUGCUGCUCCCUGGCAGGCCUUGGACAAAGGGAUAGCAGGUAUUGACUGCUGAAGUGGAAAAGGUUAAGAGGUCAAGGGGACAUGGGAUAGCUUGUGUCAUCCCAUGCUGCUCUCUGAUUUGGACCAGAGUAAGACGGUCGGUCACAGGUAGAAAGAAACCUUAGUGUCCAUGGAGAUAUUGUGAGGUGUUCUCCUAAGCCCUUUGAGCACUGUACAUGGGUGGAGAAAACGGGGAUGUUUCCUAGAGAAGUUACCAAGAACAUUUUAAAUCCAGAAGAUCACAAUGGGAGCCAGAUAUGGGUGAUGCAUGCAAUGGCAGAGACAGAGGAUUGGGAAUUCAGGCCAAUCUUGAUUACAAGGCCAGUCAGAUUUAAGCCUGUGCUACAGAAGACCUUGUUUCAAAACAAAUGAAUGUACAAAUCAGUAGAGUUAGGUAAGGUGGUGCAUGCCUGUAAGUCCUGCACUUGGGAGGCAGAGAGAGGGUGAUCACAAAUUCUAUCUUCGUGUGGACAAGGAUAAGGGUGGUUAUAUCUCAGUGGUAGAACCCUUUCUUGGGUGUACAGUGUUCUAUAUUUAAUGCUAAGCACUAAAAAAAAAACACAGUGGAACCAUUUCCAUUUCUAAAAAGUCACCAACGAUAUUUUCCCUCAGAGCAAUACAUUGUGUAGAUAAAGCUAACCCUUACUGUUUCCCAUCUGUGCAGAGACGUUUUCUGAACUAUAACUAAGGGCAAGUUCAUUCUGAGCUGUUGAGAGGGCUCUCUAGAAGAGGCUCACCUCUGAUUCUUGAUCGAUCCCAGGAUGGCAAAGAUCCUGAAGCCAUCUUCUGGGUUCGCAGCCUGACUCGUAACAGUGAGUUGUUCUGAAGUGUGGAUGAAUUCCAUCACAUAAGCUUAGAGUACUGCCGGGCAUAGAGUGUGCAAUGUGUACGUGUAUGUUUGUGCACAUGUAUAGUGGAUACACAGAAGAGAGAACUAAUAUGUCUGGGGAAGAAAAGCAGCUACAUAAUUCUUACAAACUCUAAAGGUGAUUCUACAAUGCUCAUACAGGGUGGAUGACAUUCAAACGUCUGGAUGAAGCUUGAUUUGGUAAUUAGUUUAUAAUUACCACACUGUGUAAAAUGCCACAUUGUGUGCUUUAUGAA
Molecule: messenger RNA, 6328 nt
Organism: Alexandromys fortis (reed vole)
Lineage: Eukaryota; Metazoa; Chordata; Mammalia; Rodentia; Cricetidae
Gene: Cfap58
Product: cilia and flagella associated protein 58
Exons: 18
Coding region: 576-3050 (824 amino acids)
Cellular component (GO): cytoskeleton
Source: RefSeq, a predicted model, not a curated record